Anthostomella pinea is the source of this 1101-nucleotide messenger RNA. NCBI's taxonomy places the organism in Eukaryota, Fungi, Ascomycota, Sordariomycetes, Xylariales, Xylariaceae. The record is from the annotation of a GenBank genome assembly.
AUGCCUCCGCGACUGAAUAUCCCGCCAGUCACCCGCGUGCUGCUGGUUGUGCUGCUCACCCAAUCCGUCCUGAGCGCUGCCGUGCGCUAUCGCCAGUGGUCAGCGCAUUCCGAGAUCGUCGUCGAAUGGCUCACCCUCGUGCCUCAACUAUCACUGUUCUACCCCUGGACUUUCGUCACCACUACGCUGGUCGAGAACAACAUCCUGACUUUGGGCAUCGCCGGAGUGACAUUAUACCAUGGGGGCAAGUAUCUGGAGAGAGCUUGGUCUUCCCGCGAGUUCGCCAAGUUCCUCCUGGUCGUAUCUCUGAUCCCCAACGCCCUGUGCUUCUUCGUCCUGAUUAUCUUCUUCACCGUCACCCGUAACGAGAUGUGGACGCUGACGACAAUUGCCGGCACGAUCCCACUCCAGAUCUCCUUCCUCGUAGCUUUCAGCCAGCUCGUACCGGCACACACUGUCACCCUCUUCCGAGGUGUCUUAUCCAUGCGCGUUCCUCGAUUCCCGUUGAUCUAUACCGGCGUUGUCACCAUACUAGCCCUGACACCAAUCCUCACGAGUGCCUCCCUAUUCCUGGCCGUCUUCGGGCUCAUCACGAGCUGGACGUACCUACGCUUCUACAAGACCGUCUUCCCCGACCUCGACACUUCGCAGCCGAUGUCAAUGCGAGGCGAUGCUAGCGAGACCUUUGCAUUUGCCGAGUUCUUCCCUGCGCCGGCCAAGCCAUUCGUCUCAGCCUUCACAGACCAGAUCUUCAACGUCCUGGUUGCGAUGAGAGCAUGCACCCCGUUUUCUCAAGCCGAUAUGUCCAUUGCAUCGGGUAAUACCCUCCUGCAGCGAUCCGCGCCUGGACCUGGAGGCGUCAGGGCUGAAGCGGAGAGACGGAGGGCUUUGGCACUAAAGGUGCUCGAUCAACGAUUACAUGCUGCUACCGCCAGCACGCCCCGAAGCCAAUCUACACUCCCGGCCCAACCCAGCGGUCCUCCGAUACAAACUCAACCGCAGGCGAAUGUCCAGGCGGCAAUGACAUCACAGCCAGGGACCAUGCUUGGGGAAACGAGUUACAAUUCGGAUCAAGACAACGGUGAAAAGGAGAACUCGUAA